UCGGCCCGAGCUGCUGCCAGCCAACUCUCGAAGCACCGCAGCAGCGCCAAGGACUUUUCUUCUCUGCAGCAGGUGGGAGCCCGCUCAGCACCCAGGCAGCUACAGGAAGCCCCAACACCCAAAGCCAAGAUGUCCAGCAAGAGAGCCAAGGCCAAGACCACCAAGAAGAGGCCCCAGAGGGCUACGUCCAAUGUCUUCGCCAUGUUUGACCAGUCCCAGAUCCAGGAGUUUAAGGAGGCCUUCAACAUGAUUGAUCAGAACCGUGAUGGCUUCAUUGAUAAGGAGGACCUGCACGACAUGCUGGCCUCUCUGGGGAAGAACCCCACAGACGAGUACCUGGAGGGCAUGAUGAACGAGGCGCCAGGGCCCAUCAACUUCACCAUGUUCCUCACUAUGUUUGGGGAGAAGCUGAACGGCACAGACCCCGAGGAUGUGAUCCGCAAUGCCUUUGCCUGCUUUGAUGAGGAGGCCUCAGGGUUCAUCCAUGAGGACCACCUGCGGGAGCUGCUCACCACCAUGGGCGACCGAUUCACGGAUGAGGAGGUGGACGAGAUGUACCGCGAGGCGCCCAUUGAUAAGAAGGGUAACUUCAACUACGUGGAGUUCACUCGCAUCCUCAAACAUGGCGCCAAGGACAAGGACGACUAAGCUGUUCUUAGCUGCCCCAGUGCCUAGACCCCAUCCCAGUCACCGACCUCCCCAACACAUGCACUCUACCCUCCCCAUGACGAAUUAGGGUCCCAGCUCCCAGGGCCGGAACUGAGCCAUAAGAUCCACAGGGUGAGGCAGGUGCUCCACAGUGGGCCCAGGCACUAGAAGGGAUCUCUGACCCUACAAGGAGGGACCACAGUGGGGAGGUGAGCCAAGGGUGGGGCCAGCAAGCACCAAGGUGAAGCCACCGAAGAUGGCACUCAGUCACACCCUCCCAUUCCCGGGCUGGCUGAGGAGGGAAGCACCCGUGUUCUGGCGGUGGACACUGAUUCCCAGCAUCCCCACAAAGGUACACACCCAUUCACCAUGUCCCUUCAGAGGGUGACAAUCUGCACUUAGGCCUGUGGAGUUGUCCCAGCACACCCAGAACACAUUGAGGGACAGUCUCUAAUACAAGGCUGAGCACA
Molecule: messenger RNA, 1118 nt
Organism: Mus pahari (shrew mouse)
Lineage: Eukaryota; Metazoa; Chordata; Mammalia; Rodentia; Muridae
Gene: Myl9
Product: myosin light chain 9
Exons: 4
Coding region: 130-648 (172 amino acids)
Biological process (GO): myofibril assembly; platelet aggregation
Cellular component (GO): stress fiber; cytoplasm; myofibril
Molecular function (GO): calcium ion binding
Source: RefSeq, a predicted model, not a curated record